CAGAGGGCGACAGUUUGAAUCUUCACUUUUCCAAUACCUUGGCAAAGCAAUUGGAUUCAAACACCGCCGAACAACAGCAUAUCAUCCUGCGUGUAACGGCCUUGUCGAACGAUUCCACAGGCAGUUAAAAGCGGCAAUAAUGUGCCAUGCCGACGGGAAUUGGGUGGAUACGUUGCCUUUGGUGCUGUUAGGAAUUAGAAGCGCAUUUAAAGAUGACCUACAAACGUCAUCAGCCGAGUUGGUCUACGGUGAGCCCUUACGUUUACCCGGAGAAUUUUUCCAGGCAACAGUCCCUCACUCCACCGAUAUAUCGGACUUUACCACUCGGUUGCGCCAACUAACAUCAAAGCUACAACCCACACCUGCUUCUCGUCAUAAUAAACACAAAAUAUUCAUAUAUAAAGACUUAACUUUGUCUAGUCACGUAUUUUUAAGGGACGAUGCAUUGCGUGGUUCUUUGCAGCCUCCUUACACCGGCCCCUACGAAGUACUAGAACGUGGUGACAAAACUUUUAAAAUUUUAGUAAAGGGUAAGAGUGUUACUGUAUCCAUCGAUCGACUCAAACCGGCCUAUAUGCAGACUGACCCAUCUCCCAACCCUGCCACUACCCCAAUUACCCCCGGUAAUCCUAAUCUCUCUUCUCCGUCUGACCCUGUUCCUUUAGCACGGAACACUCCAGUUCAGGAUGACGUCAAAAAGUCACGAUCAGGUCGCAUAAUUCGCUUCCCGGAUUACUUUCGCCCGUAGUGACGGUCUCUGGAGGGGAGUGAUGUAGCCUACUUCCUUACAUUCACACUUACACACAUACACACAGCACUUAAAUAUAUAUCAUAUUAUUUACAAUAUUAGUAUCUAUUUACACAACAUAUUAAACACUGUACUAUUCACCAUAUUAUACAUACAUAAUAUU
Molecule: messenger RNA, 911 nt
Organism: Pararge aegeria (speckled wood butterfly)
Lineage: Eukaryota; Metazoa; Arthropoda; Insecta; Lepidoptera; Nymphalidae
Exons: 1
Coding region: 140-748 (202 amino acids)
Source: RefSeq, a predicted model, not a curated record